AUGGCCAUCCACUCCCAAAAUGAACCUUUGAUGUGCAAGGUUUUCCUAUCUAACCUAGGACCCGUAGCAAUGAGGUGGUUCAAUAGCUUGAAAACGAACUCCAUAGAUUCCUAUAAGCAGCUCACCCAGGCUUUUGGCUCUCGCUUCAUUACGAACAGCAGGGUUCCUCGACCUUUGAGUUCUUUGUUGUCAUUAUCCAUACAUGAGGGAGAAACUCUAAAAGCAUACUCGGAUAGAUAUUGGGAAAUAUAUAAUGAGAUGGACGACGUCUCCAUCAGCACUUUUAAAAGCGGUCUCCCAAUCAAGCACGGCUUGAGGAAAUCCUUGACUGGCAAGCCUGUCACCAGUGUAUGUCAACUUAUGGACCGGAUUGACAAAUACAAAAGAAUGGAAGAGGACCAGCUGCAAGGGAAAGGAAAUGAGAAGGUUAUCUCUUAA
This is a messenger RNA of Quercus lobata, 438 nucleotides long. RefSeq lists its product as uncharacterized. The coding region runs from base 1 to 438 and encodes 145 amino acids. Lineage: Eukaryota; Viridiplantae; Streptophyta; Magnoliopsida; Fagales; Fagaceae. The transcript has a single exon. The record is from RefSeq and is a predicted model, not a curated record.